Molecule: messenger RNA, 2876 nt
Organism: Theobroma umbraticum
Lineage: Eukaryota; Viridiplantae; Streptophyta; Magnoliopsida; Malvales; Malvaceae
Product: SMAD/FHA domain-containing protein
Molecular function (GO): protein binding
Source: RefSeq, a predicted model, not a curated record
CGUACUUCGGACACAUUUUCUUUAGUUCCGUUCAACAUAGCUCCCUCUGUGGCGCCUUUGCCUCCCCAAACUCUGCAACACCUCUCUACUCUCUGUCCCGCAACCAUGACUACCACGAUGGGUCCACCGCCUUCCCGGAACCCUAACCCCUCGGCGGAACCGGAACCUGUAACCCAAGAAGAAUCCGAACCCACAACAGCCAAAACCUCAAUGGGUCCUCCACCUCCACCUCCUGCCAAAAAACCUAACCCCCAAAACCCGCAAGACCAAGAAAAGGAGUCAAAUUCAGAUUCAGAACCAAAUUCAAUUGAAAAGCCUUCAAAUUCAAAACAAUCUCCUGUGCCUUACACAAUCCCUCAGUGGAGUGGACCUCCUUCUCACCAUUUCUUCCUUGAGGUCCUCAAGGAUGGCUGCAUCAUUGACCAAUUUAAAGUGUACGAGAAGGGAGCUUAUAUGUUUGGGCGUGUUGAUCUCUGUGAUUUUGUGCUUGAGCAUCCCACUAUUUCGCGGUUUCAUGCUGUGCUUCAGUUUAGGAGCAGUGGGCAGGCCUAUCUUUAUGAUCUUGGCAGUACACAUGGCACUUUUAUCAACAAGAGUCAGGUGACAAAAAGGACUUAUGUGGACUUACAUGUAGGUGAUGUCAUUCGAUUUGGCCAGUCAUCUCGUUUGUAUAUCUUCCAAGGCCCUUCUGAGUUGAUGCCACCGGAAAAAGACUUGAAAAUCAUGAGAGAAGCUAAGAUCCGAGAAGAGAUGUUAGAUCAGGAAGCUUCACUUCGACGAGCAAGGGCAGAAGCAUCUCUUGCUGAUGGUAUCUCAUGGGGCAUUGGAGAGGACGCUAUUGAAGAAGCAGAGGACGAUGCUGAUGAAAUGACUUGGCAAACCUACAAAGGACAGCUUACAGAGAAGCAGGAAAAAACCCGUGAUAAGAUAAUAAAAAGGACUGAAAAGAUUGCUCAUAUGAAGAAAGAGAUAGAUGCAAUACGUGCCAAAGAUAUUGCUCAAGGCGGGUUAACACAGGGCCAGCAAACUCAGAUUGCUAGGAAUGAACAAAGAAUAACACAGAUAAUGGAAGAGCUUGAAAACUUGGAAGAGACACUAAAUGAAAGCAUUCGUGAAAGCAUAGGUGCACGUGCUGGAAGGAUAUCUCAUGGUAAGAGGAAAGGAGGGCCAGAAGAUGACGAUGAAGACUUUUCAAGUGAUGAUGAUGAAUUUUAUGACCGGACAAAGAAGAAACCUACUGUGCUGAAAGUUGGUGAAACCCAGUCUAUUGAAACUGCUGAUAGUCUUCUUGAUAAGAGAGAUGCCAUUAUGAAAGAAAUUGAAGACAAGAAGGAGUUGCUGUUAAGUGAGGGGAACAAAAUGGCAUCAGAAACUGCAUUAGAAACAGAAGCUGGAGAUGCACUUGAUGCUUACAUGUCUGGGCUUUCUUCCCAGCUAGUGCUUGAUAGGACCGCGCAACUUCAGAAGGAACUGUUUGCCCUUCAGUCUGAGUUGGACCGGAUCUUCUACCUGUUGAAGAUUGCUGAUCCAACAGGAGAAGCUGCUAAGAAAAGGGAUACUAAGGCACAAGCACCAGCACCUGACAAAUCUAGAACUCCUACUGCUGUCAAUAAGCAGCCUCCAUUGGAACCCAAAAUCAGUACAUCUAAAGAACCAGCAAAUUCUCCCAUGCCGAAAGAGGGAGUUGCAGAUGUUUCUAUGGAAUCAAGCAAGAAACCAGAAGAGAAUAUUCUUAGUGAUCCAGCUGAGGUUAAAAAGGCUAUCUAUACUGUUGUGAAGCCCCAGUGGCUUGGUGCUGUUGAGAGCAAGGAGAUUAAAGAGUCACAGCAAGAAGUAGAAGUAGAAACACAUAAAGUUGACCAAUUUGUUGAUUACAAAGAUAGGAAGAAAGUACUUGGGGGUGUUGAUGAUCCACUGGUUAAAGGGCACUCAGGAAUUGAAACUACUGCCUCUGGUCUAAUUAUAAGGAAACAGAAACAGGUUGAGAAAUCUGAAGGUGAUGACAAAGCCUCCGAUCAAUCUACGUCAUCCUCUACAGGAGCUGAAGAAAUUGCACAGAAUGCUGUGGCACUGUUGCUGAAGCACAGUAGAGGUUACCAUGCAGAGGAUGAGGAAUUGCAUGAAACCCCUGAAAUGUUGGCCAGAAAUCAAUUAAAGAAGAAAGAGAAAAAGCCAAAACAAGUGAUGGGUCCUGAGAAGCCUUCAUUUCUCAAUAGUAAUCCAGAAUAUGAAUCUUGGGUUCCUCCUGAAGGGCAAUCUGGUGAUGGGAGAACUACAUUAAAUGAUCGAUACGGGUACUGACUCACAAGCUUGUCUUAUAUUCUUUGGGUCAGAGGUGCAAAAAAUGGCCUUCUAAGAUACUGUCACAAGUUUAAGCUUAUGGGGUUGGCUCUUUGGUGGCAAACCGUCACCUCUGCUGGUGGGGAUUCUGUGUUGUGGAUUGAUGUGAAUAGGAGGAACCUUCAGUCAUUGGUUGUAACUCUUUCUAGUGAAAUGUAUUCCAAUGAAUAGAUAUAGAUGCAAUAGAUCGAAUUCAGAAAAAGAAAAAAUAUGAGAUAGAAAAUUAACAUAAAACGGUUGUUCACGAUAAUGAAUAGAAAGCUAUAAUUUGUUUUUGGAGUCUCUUCUAACUUCUAAGGAACUAGGAGUUGCAUUGUAGCAGGGCUGAUCUGUUCAUGGAUAAACCAUUGUCCAAUAGAAAAUAUGGAUUUUGUAGUUUGUACUUGUGCUCGCUGCCAUGAUAAACAAUGGCGAAUUCUGUAUCAUCAUAUGCCAGCUGCACAAAGUAAGAUUUUGUACCUUUGGGAAUCGCCACCCUUAAAUCUUGGAUGUAUACUUGGAAACUACUUGGUAUGAAGGCUGGGGUUUGAGAGAAA